CACACUCAUCACACAGAAAAACACACAGACAGAGGAAGCCAUUUUAGACAGAGUUUCUUCUCCCAGGUUCGCCAGUCAACAACUUGUUUGUCUUAGUCUUAUAAAUAGCAUUUGACGAAGCAUUUGAUUAAUCUUCCAAUGGAAGUGGUCUGUUUUAGCAGUCCAAUGGGCAUGGAAGUUACUGAGAUCUGUAUGGACAAAGAACCCAAUUCUGUGGUGACAUACUCAAGUGGUACUCCCACCGAGGAAAAUGAUGUGACCACCAACCCUCAUCAUGUUAUGGAGACAUGUGGACUUGUCAAUGGGGAUGUUCAGUCCAAUGUUAUAGAAGAGAAAGCUGAAGUGAAUGAGUAUGACGUGAAGGAAUGCACCAGUGAAAAGUCAGUUGUAUCUACAGUCUGUCACAUUAAGAAUGUUGAGCAAGCUGUACUAGUCCCAAAAUGUGAGACUGGGGCACCUGAGGAGCUGAAAUCCGAAAGCCCUGAAGUAAAAGAUGAUAGUAGGAAGACAAAAGUUCCAGCGAAAUCUAAGACAAAGUCUCCUUCUGGAAACUGUAAAACCAAAUGCACUAUUCCACAGCCAUUUGCAUUGGCGACUGCAAAGCGUGCUUCAUUUGGAGCUCGUCCGGUUGGAACUGAAACUGACAAUGGUGUUGCUACUAAAACAUCAAAGAUUAGCGCUGCCGUGCAUAAAAGUGGUACAAGGCUGAUUCAGCCAGUCUCACCUGCAGCUCAAAGAAAGCCAUUGCAGCCCAAUAAUAAGAAGCACCCUGGUGAAGAAGACUCAUUUUCUGUUGCUUCUUCCGUUUUGGCAUCAACAAGAAAGUCCAGGACUACUAAUGCAUCAGCCCCUGUGUUCAGAUGUACUGAACGGGCAGAGAGGAGGAAGGAAUUUUACACAAAAUUAGAAGAGAAACAUCAAGCACUUGAAGCUAAGAAGAUUCAGUGGGAGGAGAGGACAAAGGAAGAGAAAGAAGCAGCUAUCAAACAAUUCAGAAAAAGUUUGUUAUUUAAGGCAAGCCCAAUGCCAAGUUUCUACCAUGAGGGUCCACCUCCCAAGGCUGAACUGAAAAAGCAACCUCCAACUCGUGCAAAAUCACCAAAGUUGGGUAGAAGAAAGAGCUGCAGUGAAGCAGUUGCUCUUGAAAAGAGGAUAGCUAGCCUCAAUAUUUACAGAGAUGAUGCCACCAUUUCUUCCAUAAGAAGGAAAGAUCGUGUCAAUAUCCAGAUUCCUAUCACCACUCAGAUAUCCAAUGAUGAGCAUGAACCAGGACAAGUUGAUGAACCAUUUGCAUCUAAAUUUAUUGGCAGGAUGAAUAUGGGCAUCUGUUUUCCAUCCUAGUCUUUGGUCAGUCUUCUAAUUUAUUGAAGAAAGAGCUUUUCUUUUGUCUUGUCACCAUUCUGAUGACGUGCAUUUGGUUUCUAUUAACUGCAAGAAAUGCUUGCAGAGGGCUGUGUAUUUAUUUUCUAUUUGUGAACUGUAAAUUUUGUAAGUUAUAUGCCCAAGUCCCAUGUCUGAAGGACUGUCUUUGUUGUAUAUGAUUUCCUUUCUCUCUGGAAUAACUGGAUAGCAUUUCUUGAAUUAUGUUUUAUGUUUAUAAAUGCAAGGAAUUGCAUUCACAA
Messenger RNA from Coffea arabica (coffee), 1622 nucleotides. RefSeq names its product protein WVD2-like 3. Gene Ontology annotation, molecular function: microtubule binding. The record is from RefSeq and is a predicted model, not a curated record. Lineage: Eukaryota; Viridiplantae; Streptophyta; Magnoliopsida; Gentianales; Rubiaceae. Gene Ontology annotation, biological process: microtubule cytoskeleton organization.